UAAUAAAUGGUGAUUCCUACUUGGACGAAUUGUCUUCAAAUAAUAAUAAAUAGUUCAAGAUGAUAUUUUAGAUGUGGUUCAAUUAAUGAAACCACUGAAAAUAACCAUAAAAAUAACUUUUAACAAUAACCAACUUCGAAACCAGAUCUUUUCUGCUUUUAUUCGGAAGAAAAUGCAAAAUCAGCUUGAAGAUUGGAGAGAUACUCAAAUAUCUCCAGAUUUCACUAAAAGCUCAAGAAUAAGACGCAAAAAUUUACUCCCAGCGUUACAUGAUAUACAAAAACAAAAUUCACAAGCCAAAUUACAUAAUGAUAUCUUAAUAACAGGAACUGACAAAAUUACUUAUAAUAUUAAUAUGAAAAAUCUGGUAUAUUUAGAUACCUUUUUAUCUUAUUCCAACUUGAUAAACUUGGGAAGCUGAUAUAACAGAAAUCAAAGGCAUAUACAAAGAUCGCUUAAUUUCAAGAGUAACCACUCCUUUGCUAUAGUAAAUUGGAAUUGCCAAGGACUUAAACACAAAACUACAUUUGUUAAUUCUCUGCAUAUUAAAUAUAAUCCGGUUAUGAUUGCCAUGACAGAAACUUGGAUAACAUCAGAUAAGUUAUAUAGUACAAAUUUCUCGAAUAAAUUUAUAAUAGAAUCUGCACUGGCAAGUAAAUCAGUAGGUCCCGGACAACCGAGUGGUGGUCUAUGUUUAUUGAUUGAAAGGGAGUAUUGUAAAAUAAUCCAAGUUAAAAAAUCUAGGAAUUAUAUAUUAUUUCUCAUCGUAAUAACCAAAAAUAAAUUAUUAAAUAAGAAUAAUAAAACAAUGAUGAUAAUGUUAACUUAUGUGCCACCCGGUGAUCUAAAUACUCUUAAUGAAAUCUUCAAAGUUAUUGAUAUAUGGUACUAUAUAACUCCAUAUAUUAUAAUAUUGGGUGAUUUCAAUUCCAGAAUUGGUGAGGUAAUGGACUCCAAAUAUAAGGGACCUAAUCAUUUAAUUUAUAAUAGUCGGAAAUCUAAGGAUAAACAGGUUAAUAAUUUAGGAAAAAAAUUACUAGACUUCAUAACUGAAAACAAACUUUUUAUACUGAAUGGUCAUAUUAAACCUGACUUUCCUGCGGAAUAUACAUGCUUAACCCACUUGGGGAAAUCAACAAUUGAUCUUACAAUAUGUUCCAAACUACUGGACUAUUGCACGAAUUUUAUGGCAACAUUAAUGGAUGCAUCAGAUCACUUUCCCACAAUAACCAAAUUUCGACUAUCUUCAGCAAAAGGAACCAACAACCAAUACAACAAUAGACCAAAAAUAAAAUAUAAAAUUUCAAAAUAUUGGAGGGAGAUUGAUAACCGUUUUAUUGCCAUUCCAGUAAUAACGAGUACUAAUAAUGAAAAAAUAUACAAUCUAAUAACAACCAUACUAAAUGACUACAUAUGUGUAAAUAAAAAUAAAAGAAAUAUUCAAAGUAAAGCUAAAGAAGGAUGGUUUGACUCUGACUGUUAUAAAAUGAGAAUGACAAAACAAGCAGAAUUUAAAAAAUUCAGGCAAAAUUCAACUGUACUUAACUUUAAUAGUUAUAAAAAAGCUAAACAAACUUAUAAUAAUAUCCUUAAAACUAAAAAAUCAAAUUAUUUUUGCAAAAUUGAACUAAACUUAAUUAAAAAUAACAAUGAUGGCAAAGUGUUCUGGAAUACAAUACGAAGAUUUUGGCCUAAAUCUAAUUUAAACAUAAAUUUUGUUAUAAUAGAUUUUAAUACCUGGAAGCAGUUUUAUAAUAGAUUUUCACAAACCCAUACGGAAAUACUGUUAAAUACAAGAAUAGAAGUUUAUAAUGAUAUUCUGGAUUCUGACUUUAUUAUUACCGAAUUGGAUGAUGUCAUCAAAAAGUAAAACAACUCUAGGAUACAACAUUUUCUUAAAAAUAUUAUCAAACAAUUCUAGACUAAAAAUCUUAAACUUAUUUAACAGUAUGUACAAAUCUGUUUUCUUCCCCAAUUCCUGGAACUCAGCCAUUCUUACGAUGAUCUAUAAAAAAGGCGAUCCUUCCUCUCCUAGCAAUUAUAGACCAAUAGCAUUAUUAUCAGUUAUAAGAAAAUGUUUUACUUCACUUCUUGCAAACAAAUUUAAGUUAUGGACUAAAACUAUGGGAAUGGAAGCCAAAUUCCAAUUUGCAUUCACUGUAAAUAAAGGAACUGAAUUUGCAAUCUUCACUUUAUUAAUGAUAAUUCAACUAUACCUUUUAAAAAAACACAGGAAAAUAUACGCUGCCUUCAUUGACAUUCAAAAAGCAUUUGAUUCAAUAUAUGUUCCUCUGUUGAUUCACAAUCUUAAAUCCUGCGGUGCAAGUACCUGAUUUACUUCAGUAAUCUCAAAACUAUACUCAAACUAUAACAUCAAGAUAAAACAAGGCAAUAAUAUCUCUCAAACUUUAUUAAUAUCCCGUGGAAUCCUUCAAGGUGAUACCCUUUCUCCAUAUUUAUUCAAUUUUUACUUUAUAGGUAUUGAUCGUCUCUUUACUGAAUCAACUGAUAGAAUUAUAAUAGGAAAUAGAGUCUUUCAUUAUAUUCUUUUUGCUGAUGAUCUUGUGCUUCUGGCCCCAACAAAGAUUUCAGUACAAAGGAAAAUUAGUCAACUCAAUAAAUUUCUACAAUCAUUAUAUCUAACAAUAAAUUCGACCAAAACGAAAGUUAUCAUAUUCCACAAUAACUGUAAAAUAUCUGAAAAUAACACUAAAUUAUAUCAUGAAAAUACUCCUUUACAAACUGUAAAUGAAAUAGACUAUAUGGGAGUCAGAUUUGAUUGGAACUUAUCCUUUAAAGCACAUUUUAGCAAAAUAAAAAUCAAAGCAAAGCAAGCCAUAAUUAAUCUACUAUUUGUAUGUUCUAAGUUGAAAACUACCAAUCUGAAAAUUCAUAUUAAGUUAUUUAACUCAACAAUCGUUCCUAUAAUAUAUUAUACAAGCCCAAUAUGGAGUUUAGACUAUACAGUAAAGCGUCGAUUUUCCGAAUCAAUUGGGGACUGGGGUUGUCCGG
This is a messenger RNA of Centruroides sculpturatus (bark scorpion), 3012 nucleotides long. RefSeq lists its product as uncharacterized. The coding region runs from base 563 to 1870 and encodes 435 amino acids. Lineage: Eukaryota; Metazoa; Arthropoda; Arachnida; Scorpiones; Buthidae. The transcript has 2 exons. Gene Ontology annotation, molecular function: catalytic activity. The record is from RefSeq and is a predicted model, not a curated record.